Bacidia gigantensis is the source of this 906-nucleotide messenger RNA. RefSeq lists its product as uncharacterized. NCBI's taxonomy places the organism in Eukaryota, Fungi, Ascomycota, Lecanoromycetes, Lecanorales, Ramalinaceae. The record is from RefSeq and is a predicted model, not a curated record. Bases 1 to 906 code for a protein of 301 amino acids. The transcript has a single exon.
AUGUCAGAACAUGACUCGAUCACCGUCGUGCCCGUUGAAAUUCAAAAAAUCAUCUGUGAAUGCCUUCUCGAUGACGCUACGGCUUCUCUACAGCAGCUCUCGGACACAGACGAGCCAGAUGAAAUUGAGAAGAACGCAUCUAGUUUUGAGCAGGCGGUUACCGACCUUACGAAUCUUGGACGUGCAAGCAAGUACUGGCGCGUCAUCGUACGGCCUACGUCAAGCCAAAUACGCUAUAUCAUCCUGAACAAAUACCUCAACGUUGCCCCAUGGCAAGUAGCUGAUUCUAAGGAUGUAGAAGAAACGCAAGCUUCUACGAGACGUCUCCGCCGCCAAACCCUUUUCGGUGGUCCCCCUCUCAUAGACGCAUCGGAUAGGGAGAAACAAAAGCAUCUCUACCCCUACUUGAACUCUCUAUGCAAAUUACCGCCAAAGUUCAGACCCUGGGCCGUGAAAAAGACAUCGCCUUCCAAGCCUUUUAUUGUAUUGCCAUCGCCUAAUCCGACACCACCAGAGUUUCACGAAGCCUCGCGACAUUGGGCCUGGCUCAAGACCCCGGUUGCAAGAGAGAUCUUGGUCCCUGCUAUGACCAUGGAGGAUCUUGAUAUGCCUUGGUUCCUAAGGCCCCAGUCCAAUCUGAACGCCAUAUGGGUCGAAAAUGGAGCAUAUCCCGAGACCCUUGAUGAAAUACUGCCUAGCCUCUGGAAAAACUUUCCAUGGGCUCUAGUUAUGCUUCUGAAGGCUAUGAACACCGGAGCCGUCCGCCUUGAACGCGAUAGCUAUAAUGGGUCGCUGAUAGUAUCUAAAUGGACGCUUGCACGUCGCCGAAAAGAGCAGCAGGAAAUGGAACGAAAUUGGAAGAAGACGAAAAUGCCACGAAAGCCGAGACUGUUUCGCACAACAUGA